AUAAAAUGCACUAUUUUUCUAAAUCAUCCAGAAACCUCAUCCUCUACUUCAUCAAGUCCCGAGUUUAUUUAUUAUUGUACUUGUGUUUGUUAUAUUAAUUACAGUAAUCACAUUAGUUUAGUCUCUCUUCUGGGCCUAGUUUGGCUAAAGACGUGGUGUGGGAGGCUUGGACCUUCUCUGUUGUAACAGAUAGGCAACGGAAUGGCUCUGAAUAGCCUUGACGACCAGAAACAAGCCUGUCACCUGCUAUAGGACAUUCAUAAUGCCAGGAUAAUCACUGAAAGGUCAUAGAGCGUUUGGCUCAUGACAGUGACAUCCCAGUGGGGGAACAGGAGAAGAUGGAGUGUAUGUAAAGGCACAAUAUUAUUCAUGUCAUAAGAGGGGCAUGAAACACUUUUACCAGGGUAAACCUGGAAGCAUGGGUGAAGGUUCUCUUUUUGCUAGAAACUAUUCACUAACUUGAAAUGUUUAUUUCUAAGAUAAGUUUUAGGUUUAAAAAAAUAUCUAGAUUAUUUAAUUAACUCACAUACGGCGUAUGGCCAGAACUAAGGACACCAGAAUUACACAUAAAGGCCACUUCAUGUCGACAUGAAUUCCCUAAAACCCUUAAACCAAUUCUUGUAGUUUCCUGGCAAAGGUUUCCCAAUAAAAUACUCUCCUUCUGCAACCAUAGUAAUAAGUCCUGUGACAGUUGACUCCUUUAUUGCCAUUCAUCUGGACCCUUUACAUCGUACACGCUGCCAGGCAGAUAGUGUCGAAGGCCACCUCUGUCUUCAUGACGCAGGUUUUAGGAUCCAUGUGACCAGUGACAUCAUUCGCGUGGCUUUUGCAUGACUCCGCAUUAACAAGCCGUUCCGGGCUUCACCCGGUCAGGAGGCUGUAGCUAGGGUCAGACAUCUGCACUCUAAUGGAGAACAUGUCCGAGAGCAGCUUCAUCCUUCCUGGAGACUGACUGACACUAAUGGCUCGUUGGAGGUGGUCUGCUUGUUCACACUACACAGAUGGGGGGAAUGUUUACGACUGGGAAAGUACCAAGUGGAGUCUAACCUUUUAACUCGGAAAAGGUCUACUUUUGCUGUAGUAUUUGUCAUUAAUUAAUAAUAAAUAUGUUUUUGUGUUUUAAGUUUUGCAUUCAGUGGACAGACAGUUAUGGACUGGAGAGUCUGGCAUUAGCGUAGCAUUGUUUCCUCCAAACAAAACGUCCCCCUUGCAUUGUUGUCUUGUUUCUAUGGAAACACAGUUGGUCGCAAGACAGAAGAGGGACAAUUGGGUCAGGCUAGACAACAGUGGAUAUAAAGAUCUGCUACAUACCGUUAAAUACACAUUAACAUAAGGUCUAAAAGGCUGCUUAAUAUCCAGUGAAUAUCUCACAAAUGUAGGUCCCCAUCACUGUUAUAGGAGUGGGGCAAAUUAAAGAAUGAGAAAAACUGGAAUAGCAAAGACAUGUGAAAAACCUACCCUGUCUGGCUUGAACCCCUCCUCCUGUGGCCAAACAUGGGCUGCACCAUUCUGUGCCAUAUAUGGGAGGAGGGAUGAUAUCACUGGCUGGCCGGUACAGGGCCCGUUUAACACAACAUUCACCUUUCAUUGUCCACUGAUGACAUGUUCGGAAUGUGACGGCUAAUUCCCUGUGGUGUGGGGGCCCUCUCAAGACCCUGUUAGUGAGAGAGAGACAGCCACAGCCUGGCUGCACACUGCUCCCGCACAGCCCAGAGCCUGCUUGGCAUGGACCUACCUGCUGUGUCUCCCUCCCGACCGCUGGUGGGCUCCCACCCCUGCUCACAGGGAUCUGGGACGGGGGUAACGCACUCAUUCUGAGUCUGGUCAGGCUCCCAGCAGCUCUGGGAACCACGGAGAUGUGCACACUACCAGGGCAACCUGUACAAUUAAAGAAGUUGUUGGAGCAGGAGAAGGCGUACCAGGCCCGUAAAGACAAGGAUCACAGCAGAAGGCUGGAGAAGGUCCGUGAAGAGCUGGUCAAACUCAAGUCAUUUGCCUUGAUGCUUGUAGAUGAGCGGCAGCUCCACAUUGAGCAGAUCGACCAACAGAGCCAGAAGGUCCAGGAACUCAGCAACAAGCUCCAGGAGAGGGAGCAGCGGCUGGCUGCUGUUAGCGGCACAGCCAAGGAGGACCGCCAGAGGGUCCUUAGACUAGAGGCAGAGCUGGAGUGCAAAGCUGUCAAGUUCACCCGGGAGCACGAGGAGAUGACAGCCAAGCUUGCUAAUCAGGACUCCCACAGCCGCGAGCUCCGUCUGAAGCUGGCCGGCCUGACUAAUAAGAUCAAAGAGCUGGAGGAAAGCAACAAGGCACUGCAAAGGUCAGAGGACGACCUUGUAGAGCUGAGGGACAAGAUCAGUAAGGGAGAGUGUGGGAACUCAAGCGUAAUGGCAGAGCUCGAGACCCUGCGCAAGAAAGUCCUGGAGAUGGAAGGCAAGGACGAGGAGAUCACUAAGACUGAAAACCAGGCCAGGGAACUAAGAAAGAGGCUGAAGGAUGAGGAAACCGCUGGCCGAGAGCUGAGGCUGGAGGUGGAGAAACUACAAAAGAGAAUGGUGGAAUUAGAGAAACUGGAAGGGGCCUUCAACACAAGCAAAUCAGAGUGUGCAACACUUCAUAUUAAUCUAGAGAGAGAGAAGGGACUGGCAAAGGGAUUAGCCGGUGAGCUGGACACAGUGAAAAAACGUGUGAAAGAACUGGAGAAUUCUGAGUCAAGACUUGAGAAGGCAGAGCUGGGUCUAAAGGAUGACCUGAUGAAACUGAAGUCAUUUACAGUGAUAUUAGUUGAUGAAAGAAAGAACAUGACUGAAAGAAUAAAACAGGAAGAGCUAAAGAGCAAUGAUUUAAAUCAGAUGUUCAAAACUGAGCAAGGUAAGGUCAUGGAGGUCACAGAAAAGUUAAUUGAAGAGAGUAAAAAGCUCCUUAAACUGAAAUCAGAAAUGGAGGUAAAAGUAACAUCUCUUACCAAAGAGAAAGAUGAGCUGAAAAUGAAACUUGCAAGUGAAGAGGAAAAGUGCAGGAGUCUUAGCUUUAAGGUUGGUGUAAUGACAAAACGGAUGGACCAGCUAGAGGAGGCAGAAAGGGAAUCAUUAAAAUGCAGAGCUAAUAAGGACAAACGAUCCUUAGAUGAAGACCACAAAGUCAAGGAGCUAACGCAAGAAAUUGAAAGGCUCAGAAACCGUCUCAAACAGCUGGAGGUAUUGGAAGGCGACCUGAUGAAGACAGAGGACGAGUAUGACUUACUUGAGAAGAAGUUCCGAUCAGAGCAGGAAAAAGCAAAUGCCCUCUCUCAGCUGCUGGAGGAUAUGAAAAGCCAGAUUGCUAGGAACAAGGCCAUAGAGAAGGGAGAAGCAGUGAGCCAAGAGGUUGAGCUAAGGAUGCGCUGUAAAAUAGAGGAGGCCAAAACUAGAGACCUGCAGGCAGAUGUCCAGGCCUUAAAGGAGAAGAUCCAUGAGCUGAUGAACAAGGAGGAUCUGCUGUCCCAGCUGCAGGUGGACUUCUCUGUCCUCCAGCAAAGGUUCCUGGAAGAGGAGGACAAUAAGAAGAGGAUGAGCCAGGAAGUGAUCAACCUCACCAAAGAGCUAGAGGUCACCAAGCGCUACAGCCGCGCUCUGCGGCCCAGCAUGAAUGGGAGGAGGAUAGUAGAUGUCCCAGUUACGUCCACGGCAGUGCAGACUGAUGUGUUUGUCAACGAGCCUGCUGAGGAGGAAACGCCUGCAGUGUUCAUCAGGAAAUCAGUCCUGGAGGAGAACCAUAUCAUGAGCAACCUGAGGCAAGGGAGUCUGAAGAAGCCAGCAACUGUGCUGGAGCGCUACCCGCCAGCAGCCACUGAGCUGGGUACAAGAAAGUCCUGGAUCCCCUGGAUGAAGAAAAAGGAUGCAGUGACGAUUACCCAGACAAGCCCACAGAAGACCUCCGCUCCUCAGGUCAAUGGGGACUCCUCCUCUUGUCCUCCUGAGUUGACCAUGUCCCAGAAGCCAGGCCGUCCGCUGCACAUCCGAGUGACUCCAGAUCAUGAGAACAGCACUGCCACAUUGGAGAUCACCAGCCCCCGCUCUGAGGACUUCUUCUCCAGCUCCACCAUCAUCCCCACCCUGGGCCUGCAGAGGCCCCGCAUAACCAUUGUUCCCAAGCCCACCACCUUGUCCUCGAAAAGCAAGCCAGGCGAGGGUGUGACAGUGGGCCCUGAGAGGUGCAAAUCUCCAGUCACCAUCACGACCAUCUCUAGGGCCAAGUCCCCGGACCGGAGUACAGGCUCCACCCACUCAGACCCAUACAGACCCCUGUCGCCCGUCUCCAUCAUCACAGUUAGCACCAGUCCGCUGGUGGAGGACAUUGCCUCCGCAUCCCCGGGCUCCCACGAAGUGAGCACCACGGGCCGGGCCGUGUUCAAGGUGACCCCGGAGAAGCAGACAGUGGCGUCACCCGUCAAGAAGUACAGCGCUAACGCCAGCGUUAUCACCACCACAGAGGACAACAAGAUCCACAUCCACCUGGGACCUCAGUUCAAGAGGCCAACAGAUGGCAGCAGUGGCAGCCCCACAGUGACUGUCAGGCCCCUCAGUGUGAGCGCCGAGAGCAGGGAGGCACCGACGGGUACAGUGCUGCGCUCCCCGCGUCACCCCAACAGCACCGCCUUUGUACCCGGGAAAACCGUGGCCAGCAAAUUGACCAGCAGCAUCACCAUUGUCCCGGUUACUUCUGCAUCCUCCAGGACAACUCAGUCUGUGCCCGGGCCGGAUGUGCCAUCAACUCGGGUCACGGCCACACGAAUCCCUAUGUCAAAAGGUAUGAAAACUGGCAAAGCGGUGGUGACAGGCAUCUCUAGUGUGACACGUUUAGAGUCACGAGCUGAGAGCCAGUCAAUGAAAAUUGAACUGAGGAGGUCCACAGUCUGCAGCUCUACCUCGACAGGGGGAGGGAAGUGUUGAUUAUGCGCCAUGGAAGCGUUGUGGGGGGGGGGGGGGGCACUGUCCAUGGUCACCCAUGAUUCAAUUCGGAACCAGUCUGUAGCCGGCCCAAAACAGAUAGGUUACUAUAGAAGACACUGGACUUACAAUACCUUUAUAAUCUGUUCCAAUGACACACAGUAGAACAGACACACACAAGAAAACGCAACAUGACUACGGUAUAUCACAGACACGCUUAUGUUGUUAUUUUCAAAUAAUUGGGUGAAGCACAUCCAAAAGUUGAUUGUAUUGUAAUUAUGUAUUGCAAAAAUAUUUUUCUAUAUCCAUGUUGAUUUCAAUCUGGCUUUGUCACACGUUGACCCAAAUGCAUUUCCAUGCAUGUUAGAAUCUGCCCAGAAUGCAAUGCUUUUUUGUUUUUAUUGACAUGUCACUAAUCCCUCAUCUGGGUUCGUUGUCACACUGAGAUACCUUCUGUUUUUUUUUCUUCAUUAUUCAUCUUGUUUAUGUUCUUGUUUAUUUCAUCGGCUCUUAUGGAGGUUUCUGAAUACAAUAGCUCUUAUGAAUUUCGUGUGUGACAUUUUGUUCAGUCAAACUCAUUUGUGGAGCCAAAACAAUGAAGUAUUUUUCUUUGCUUGGAAUAAAGUAUGAUAUUGUGUUUUAUACUAUUUAUGUGGAGAUAUUGUAACAAUGUAAAAGCAUCUUUAUGUUCAUAAAACAAAGUAUUUAUCGAAAGGCAAGCAGUAAACACUCAGGAAACCUCCAUAGAGUUUUAUCCAUGCUGCUUUGUAGAGGGGCAUCUGUAAAAUGUCUUAGGCCUACUAAGCAUAGUAAGCAAAACAACAAUAAAAGCCUCUUGUGUAAUA
Molecule: messenger RNA, 5770 nt
Organism: Esox lucius (northern pike)
Lineage: Eukaryota; Metazoa; Chordata; Actinopteri; Esociformes; Esocidae
Product: filamin-A-interacting protein 1
Exons: 4
Coding region: 1857-4928 (1023 amino acids)
Source: RefSeq, a predicted model, not a curated record